Messenger RNA from Amphiprion ocellaris (clown anemonefish), 5138 nucleotides. It is a transcript of the gene trim32, whose product is annotated as tripartite motif containing 32. Gene Ontology annotation, molecular function: zinc ion binding; protein binding. Bases 107 to 2164 code for a protein of 685 amino acids. NCBI's taxonomy places the organism in Eukaryota, Metazoa, Chordata, Actinopteri, Pomacentridae. The record is from RefSeq and is a predicted model, not a curated record. The transcript has 2 exons.
UCGUCAACACUGCAGUCUUUCACUAGCAGCUGCAGUAGCAGAGAGGCAGCACGCCCACAACAACCUCUGCACUGUCAACCAGCAAACACUGAAGAAAAGGACCAUAAUGGCGGCUGCAUCUCCCCCACUAGACCCAGAUCUCAUGAGAGAGGUUCUCGAAUGCCCCAUCUGCCUGGAGACCUACAACCAGGAGCAAAUGAGACCCAAACUCCUGCAGUGUGGUCACACAGUGUGCAGGCAGUGUCUGGAGAAGCUGCUGGCUAAUACCAUCAACGGUGUCCGCUGUCCCUUCUGCAGCAAGGUGUCCCGAAUGAGUAGCAUCUCCCAGCUGGCUGAUAAUCUCACCGUGCUCAAGAUUCUAGAUUGCACUAUAUCCUGCAGUGCCGCUGCUGCUGCCCUAAUGUGCAAGUCCUGCUGCAACCGACUGCCACGACAGUACUGCCACGACUGCGCCACAGUUCUCUGUGAGCUCUGUAAAAUGGAGGAUCACCUGCAUCAAGGCCAUUCGGUCCAGCCAAUAAGGUUGGCAGCUGAGCAGCGUCGUAAAGAACUGGGCGGAAAGCUGACUGCUCUCCGUGAUGUUAUAGAAGAGAUUCAGAAGAAGAAGACAGCGAUUGAAAACAUUACCAAGUCUUUGAGACUAAAGUACCGAGCAGUUCAGCAGGAUUACACUACAGCUGAGUCGCGUCUUCAAGAGGAGCUCACCAGAUCUCGAAGGACAUUCGCAGCUUCCAUGGCAGAAGUGGAAAAGCUCAACGCGCAGGUCCUAGAGGAGCAGACAUAUCUUCUUAACAUUGCAGAGGUAAAAGUGGUGUCACGCUGCGAUUAUCUGACAAUGCGUGUGAGGCAGAGCGAUACCGCCUUGCUAAAGGAUGAUGGUGGAAGCAGUGAUGAUGAGGAGCUGGAUCUGAGGAGCAGUUUACCCACAAUGUUUCAGCUGCAAGACCCAGAGCUGAUCAAAACAGAGCACUCUAAACCUGUAGAAGUGGGCCAAGUGACCACAAACACUUACACUGUCAAUACAGAUGAUGAGGAGACUGGGUUAGAGAUUGCACUUGAGAGUGAUGUCAGUGGGGUAGCUGGGGCAGUAGGGGCUACAGGUGGUGCAAUGGGGGCUCCGGUGGAUCUUUACCGAGAUAUUGACAUGGUGGCAGCUGUAGAGGAGACAGUAUGUGGUUCACCAGGUAGCUUUAAGUCAAAGUCCAUGGAUGCAGGAGGGGGAUCACCUGGUGCAGCUGGGGUAACUUCAGGGCCCCCAGUCUGCCAGUUUGUGAAGAAGAUGGGUUGUAAGGGAGCUUUACCUGGCAUGUUCAAUUUACCAGUCAGCAUCUGCGUAGCACAGCAAGGUGAAGUACUGGUAGCUGACCGUGGGAACUACCGUGUACAGAUUUUUAAUCGCAAAGGUUUCCAACGUGAAAUCAGGCGCAAUGCCAGUAGCAUUGACAACUUCGUUCUGAGCUUCCUUGGCGCUGACCUCCCUAACCUCAUCCCCUUAUCUAUUGCUGUGACUCCUCAAGGCCUGAUCGGUGUCACUGACAACUAUGAUAACUCAGUUAAAGUCUACACCAUGGAUGGGCACUGUGUGGCUUGCCACAAGAACCAGCUGAUUAAACCCUGGGGCAUUACUGCCAUGCCAUCAGGCCAAUUUGUUGUGUCAGACGUGGAAGGUGGAAAGCUGUGGUGUCUUGCAGUGGACCGCAAUGUAGGUGUGGUCAGCUACAACCGACUGUGCUCUGCUGUCCGGCCAAAGUUUGUGACAUGCGAUGCAGCUGGAACAGUGUAUUUCACCCAGGGCCUGGCACUGAACUUUGAGAAACGGCACAAUGAGCCACACCUGGAGGGUGGCUUCUCCAUCGGUUCAGUCGGUACCGAUGGCCAGCUUGGCAAACAGCUCAGCCACUUCUUCUCAGAGACAGAGGACUUCCGCUGUAUCACUGGCAUGUGUGUGGAUGCCAAUGGGGACUUGCUGGUUACAGACAGUGGCAGGAAAGAAAUCCUCCAGUUUCCCAAAGAAGGUGGAUUCAAUAUUCUGAUCCAGGAAGGGCUGACCUGCCCUGUGGGAGUGGCCACCACCCAGAAAGGACAGCUGCUGGUGCUGGAUUGUUGGGAUCACUGUGUCAAAGUCUACACGUACAUUCAAAGGAGGCAUUCUUCCACUUCCUAGAAGAAAUGUCCAGUCUAAUUGCCCGUGAGCUUGAAAGAUUUAGUAGGUAUGUUUGAGUAGGUCUGUAUGGAAGCUUGGAAACGGAAGAAACACACUAUUAUUUGUCACUUUAGUUUAGCUGCAGUCCAGACUAUUUUCACUCCAGCUUCCAUUGAGUUAUUUACUGAAUGUUUUCAGUCAGUUCAGGUUCAGUUUGAAUCCUACUGGAUUUUAAUUUAAUACCUCAAAUUCAAUCUGGUUAUACUAAUGGAUCAUAAUAGUAAGACAGACCUUGCUAAAUUUUUAGAUCAAAGGGACUGGCAAAUUGUCAUAUUGGACUAAGCAGCAGGAGCCAUUCAUGUUAAAGCUACUGAGGCACAAAGUACAGAUGAUUUUCCUUCCUCUGUUGUUGGCUGCUUUAUCCACCAUUCAGCCUGACUGUGUUUGAUGCAUGGCUUUCACUGAUUUGGCUCAGCUUUGCAGCAGAAAAAAUGGGGAGGAAGAAGAGCUGAAAAUGAACAUGUAUUUGCAUAUGAAAUAAAGCAUACCAAGGCUUUUGGCCUGUGAAGCACUUUAUUAUCGACACGCCACUGUUUCCUAGUGUUAGGUUUUAGUAGCACAGACUUACGUUGAUGUUGCUGAAUGCAGCUGGCAGCUUUAAAGUUUACUGUGCAGUGAGCUACUGGCAAUACAGUAAUCAAGUACCAGCAUUCAUUGAAUUGCAUUCAGUAACAUUCAGGGAACAUUUAAAUAUUGGAUAUGAAGUUAUCUACAGAAAAGAAGGGUUAAACUGCAAAAUCACAACAUGAUGUACUGUGGAGGAAAUAAAUAUGGGGUGGUGGUGAUAAGGUCAUAUACUGGAGUUCUGUGGAUUGAUGUUUGUUUACUCAUGUUGCCAGGAAACAUCUUAACAUUACAUGUUAAAUAAGUCUGUUUUUAUUUGCUGAAGCUUAUUUAAGGGUAGCUGAGUUAAUGCAAUCAGAGGAGUUUCUGAUGUUUAUUUUACAGUUGUUAUUUUUUGUGGUACUUUUGGAGCACAUUGCUAUCUUUUUUUAUAUUUACUAAUACUGCCCUGCACGCCAGUGUAUGUCAGCCUCAAAGUAAGAAAACAGUUUCAGCUUCAGUGACAUUUUCUGAGCAAAGGUCACUAAAAUCCACAGUUUGGUUUACAAACACUUUUCUGUCUAUAUGUUUUUUAUUUAACCUUCUCCCAGCGAUGUUCCUGCCACAGCCUCACUCACUGUGUCUGUGUAAGGCAGGCUGAAUUCAAAUACGCCACAUAAAAUCCUUGUCUUUCUGCUGCAGAUCAUAUUCAGGCUGUUCUGCUCAGUCAUUGAUUUCAUCUCAAUUUCAGACAUUUUCAUGCCCUUCUGUUUGUUUUUUGUUUAACCCGUAGCAUUAAUAUCAUAUUGAGCAGUUUUACUUAGCAAAACCCACGCAGUAGCUUCUGCUUUUAGUCUCUCAUACAGACAUGUGUCCAUUACGAACAGAGUAGAAAGGUCCUAAGAUAACAGAUCACCUUUGAAGCUUGGCGGGUUUUUAAAAGUUCAAGGCUCUGUUAUUUACAUUGCUUCCGCUAUGUCCAAUCAUCUAUAAAUGGCUUUAAACUUCUAUGCAUGUAUCGCCAACACCCAGCACCCGUAUCCCAUUAAGUGUAACGAUACAGCAGAUGUGUGUGUAACUCCAAUAAUGUUUACGAAUUUAGUUAAAACCUGACAUUUAUUCCAGACAGCGUGCUCCAUGCCAUGUUUCCUCCAGCCUGCCUUCUGGUUGCACAGUCUUUGUAGGGAUCACAGCUGCCAGGAGUGUUCAGAAUAUCACUGCGAGGAUAAUGAUGAGUGAAAACUCCAGCAUCACAUCCCAAAGUUGGCUUUUUGUUACAUUAGGUUGGUUUCCGUGUCUCCCUCAGGUUUUUAUUCAACACUAGAUAACUUGCAACUCUCUCAAGUGUUGGUGCAUAUGGUAACAACAACAGCCAUAUACAGUGUUUUGCUAGUUCGUGCAUAGUGUUUGUUCACAGUAAACAGGUCUCUGUGUAUUUGUUUUGGUUUUUUAUUAUCGUGUAAAAUUUUGAGUCGAAAUGAGGCAUGAGGAAGAUGAUACUUUCAGGUAAAAUAACAAAAGACAACUUCACUAAACAAUCAGUUAAAAUAUUUAGUGGCCUAAAUAUGGGGAAUCGAGUUAAUCAUUGAAUCCCCUAUAUUAAUACUGUAUGUAACGAGUCAUAAAUAGUAAAUGCAUAUCUUCCAAUCCACAUUUGCUCAUUACAGUGUAUCGCAUACUGACUCAGUUUCAGCCUUAAAAUUAAAUCAUUUCACAAAGCUGACCUUAACUCUGCACCUAGAGCCCUUUUAAACAGCAAAAUUCAAAUAUGCAUAUCUAUGAAUCAAACUAUCAUGAACAAUAAGUGUUUUUGAUAUUUCCACAUAAGCAACGAGAUUAGGAGAGGGAAAAAGAAGUAGGUCAGCUGUGACAGUCAUAUCUUUGUGCUUUUAUAUUUUAAGUGGUGUGUUUGUUUUGUUGUUAGACCAUGCUAUAUCAGCACCAAAUACAUUUUGAUUUAAGACUUCCAGCUGCAUGUCAUCCUUGCCAACAGAGUUUUUUUUUAGUGCUACACUUAUUUCAAGUGAUCACUAGAAGUAGUCAUUACUAGAGAAUAUUCAAAACAUUUACAUUGACAUAAAAAUGCAUAAAAUGCUAGAAAAAUCAAGUGUCCUUGUGUCAGUGUGGUGAACAUCAGUGUCUCACAUAAUCUGGAUAUGUUUUAUUUCUAUUUCAUCAGAGAGAACUAAUGUCCUUGCACAGUGUUUUUAAUUUAUACUACUGGUUUGUUAUGUUGCACUUUGUCCAUGAACUAAACUCCCACAUCCUUCAGGGUUUGUCGUUUGGAGGCUAUGAUUUUAAAAAUGUGUUGAACACAUUACGGACAUCUGUGUAGUCAAAUUCAUGUUUGUAUUGUUGAUAAUUUGAGUGCAAUAAACAUUUAUGAAACAAA